GCGGCAAAUAACUACCCUGAGUUGUCCUCCAACGUGAUGCCAGGUGCCAGGUUAGAUGUUAAACACCCUCUAAAAUCUGCAUGAAUCAGCUGUUAGAUCACGUAAACUCCCUCGAAAAUGGAGCCCGAUGGCUGUUAUUUAUCCUGCACAAUCAUCGCGGAGUGGACAAAUCCUCAAGGAAUGACAACUCGCAAGGUUAGUUACAGAUCAGCUCAACUCCGCCUGCUCAGGAACAAUCAGCGUCAGAUGCUGAUUGAGAUUCGCGCUGAAAAAGCCAACACCACAAUUAAACUCGCUCUCAGGGGCAUAAACGUCCUGAACCGCUAUAUGAGCGAAGGCAAGUCGACGAUUAAAUUUGCUGAAGAACGCUGCACCCUCUUCCUGUCGAAUGCUCCAGCUGCACAACUCAUCACUUUCCUGAAGACGAUAUUCGUGAAGAUGACGGGACAAACGGAUGAUGGGAAGCCACAGUCGAAGAAUCCACUGAGAGAGCAACUCCUGUCCAAUGGAAAGUUGGGAGGGACUCAGGACAUCAGCCCAGCUACCAAUGCUGAACUCAAUCUGGCGAAGGAAAAGGCUCUUCUGGUCGCCGCCUCCAGGAAAACUGUCACCACUCCAUCUCCCAGCACAACCAGGAAGAGGAAAUUGACGGGCUCCAGCAGUUCAUACGUUCCCAUUGCUAAAAAACUUUAUGCUAAUCCAACAGCUGUGGAAUUGACUGAUGAGCAGAAGGGAGUCCUUGAUGCUGUGCUCAAGGGAAAAAAUAUCUUCUUCACUGGCAGUGCUGGCACAGGUAAAUCUUUUCUCCUGAAAAGAAUAAUUGCCGAGCUGCCGCCAGCGGUGACGACAGCAACUGCUAGCACAGGAGUUGCUGCUUGUCACAUCGGUGGAAUAACCCUCCACCAGUUCUCUGGGAUUGGCCUUGGAACUGGAACAGUUGAGAGAUGCUAUCAAAUGGCGUCGCGUCCGGCCACUGCAACAAUCUGGAGACGAACGAAAUACCUGAUUAUCGACGAGAUAUCCAUGGUAGACGGCGAGUACUUCGAGAAGAUCGAGGCAGUCGCCAGACACGUUAGGAAAAACGACCGUCCCUUCGGAGGCAUUCAACUGAUUCUCUGUGGGGACUUUUUCCAACUGCCUCCAGUCAACAAAACCAGCGACACCAAGAAAUUCUGCUUCCAGAGCAAGGCCUGGGAGAAGUGCGUUCACCUGAAUUUCGAACUGCAAAGAGUUCAUCGGCAGAAGGACCCAAAAUUCGUCAAAGUCCUCAAUAGCUUGAGAAUCGGACGAGUUACAGACGAGAUCACGACAAUUUUGAAGUCAACGUCGAGCCAGAAAAUUGAGAAAGGUGGAAUUCUUGCCACGCGAUUGUGCUCGCAUGUUAAUGAGGCUAAUGAGAUUAAUGAAUCCCAGUUGGCGAAUUUGAAGGGUUCAACCAAGACUUACGUAGCUCAAGAUUCAGAAGAAUCAAUGACGAAAACUCUUGAUCAGCAACUGCCUGUCCCCGGGAAAUUAACGUUGAAAGUUGGAGCCCAAGUUAUGCUCCUCAAGAACAUCAAUAUCAGCAAUGGACUGGUGAAUGGAGCCAGAGGGGUUGUCAUCAAGUUCGAAGACGAGACACCUGUCGUUCAAUUCAGAAGUGGUGAAAUAUAUCACGCGAGAUUUGAGAAAUGGUCCAUCAAGACAGCCUCUGGGGCAUUCGUUCACAGAAAACAGGUGCCCCUGAAGCUCGCCUGGGCCUUUUCCAUUCACAAGAGUCAGGGGUUGACCCUGGAUUGUGUGGAGAUGAGCCUGGCAAAGGUCUUCGAUGCUGGACAGGCGUAUGUUGCACUCUCCAGGGCCCAGAGCCUCGAUUCACUCAGAGUCUUGGAUUUUAAUGGAAGGCAAGUGUGGGCUAAUACUAGUGUUUUAGAAUUUUACAAGAACUUCAGAAGACAUCUUCAUGAGAUGGAACUCAUUCCUCUUGGAAAAAAAACGAAUGGCCAAAUGAAGGCCCUUAGGAAACAAUAGCGCUAAUAGAA
This is a messenger RNA of Fopius arisanus, 2021 nucleotides long. It is a transcript of the gene Pif1, whose product is annotated as Pif1 DNA helicase. Lineage: Eukaryota; Metazoa; Arthropoda; Insecta; Hymenoptera; Braconidae. The transcript has 2 exons. Gene Ontology annotation, molecular function: ATP hydrolysis activity; DNA helicase activity. Gene Ontology annotation, biological process: telomere maintenance; DNA repair. The record is from RefSeq and is a predicted model, not a curated record. Bases 118 to 2010 code for a protein of 630 amino acids.